AUGUCCUCCAUUCCUCAACAGGUUGAGGAGGGAGAGCACCUCAAGACUUCUUCAUACAAGUACUUUUGGGCACGUGAGGUUCAGCGAAGCACUUUGGCGUAUGACUUCAAAGCAGUCAAGGAGCUCAUCAACAAAGCCAGAGAGGACUACCCUGAAGAUUUGAAGGAUAUCAAGGGUACAAUCGGAGAUAGUGAUAGCAUCGCUAAGACACUGCAGAAAACUGAGAAGAUCACAGGUCUUGGCUUCGUACCCAAGACCCGGGGCAAGCUCGAAAUUGGCAUUGUUGGCGCUGGUGUCGCCGGUCUGUUUACUGCCAUGGUUUUUGACUGGCUAAAUGAGCAUCCUGACCUGAAAGGGGAGUUGGAAAUCAAGUAUGAUAUUCUGGAGGCUGGGAAAGAGGAAAGGUUGGGUGGUCGGCUUUACACCCACCAGCUUUCGGAGGGUGACCCCGCCAAAACGCAUGACUACUAUGAUGUAGGGGCUAUGCGUUUCCCUAACAACGACAUCAUGAAGAGAACCUUUCAGCUUUUCCACUUUAUUGGCCUUGAAAAGGGCCCAGGUGGAUUAAUCCCUUACUAUCUCGAAGACGAACAAGACGUCUGCCCCUCCUACUUCAAUGACGUUCGUCAUAUUGGCGACCCAUGGAAGAAGCCAGGCGUCGACGAUCCAUUCCAGAUCAACAGUGGUCUGCCUGACAACGGCAAGAUUGACCCCAUAUUCCUCAAGACAGAUCCGUCCAAGCUUGUCCAGGAUGCACUUGGUGAUUUCAUUGCACUUACCAAGAAGAAGGCGAAGGCCGCUAUUAAUGAGGAUCCAGACAGUACUCGCCAGUUCCUCAUGUCGGAUGCCAACCCACAAAACAAGGACAAGCGCAGGUUCAACUACAACACCAUUGAGUGGUUGGAGACUGCCACCUACGGCACAGGGUGGUACGAUCAAGCACUCAGCGAGUGUGUCCUCGAGGAGCUGGACUUUGGAACCCCUGAACAGACCGAGGCUGAGAAGAAGUCGGGUAAGAAAGUUCAGUACUGGUGGUGCAUUGAUGGAGGUGCCCAAAGAGUGGCCAGACUCAUGCAAGAUAAGAUCAAGCAGCCUGUCCAGUUCAACCGUCGGGUCGAGGCUAUCAACGCUCACCCCAAGAACCCAGCCCGCAAGCAACCAGACCAAUAUGUCCCUAUUACGCUUUCUGUUGAUCAUGUCAAUCCAGAAUCCAACAAGACAGAGAAGAACGAGAAGAAGAAUUAUUUCGCCGUCUUCAACAGCACCACUCUGGGAGCCCUCCAACGCAUGAACCUCAAAGAUGCUGGACUUUCAUGGGGCACAAAACAAGCUAUUCGGUCCCUUGGCUACGGUGCCUCAUGCAAGGUCGCUAUCAAAUUCAAGACCGCAUGGUGGCAACAAGAGCCUUUCUAUAUCACUAAAGGUGGUGUCGCUCAUACCGACCUACCUCUCCGAGUAUGCGUCUACCCUUCGUAUAAUAUUGAGAGUCUCGAGGGAAGCAAGUGGGACAGCGAAAAGCCAGCUGUACUCUUGGUGUCAUACACAUGGGGGCAGGAUGCCCAACGUAUCGGAACGCUCAUUUCUAACGAGUCGCCCGAUAACGAGGAACAACUCAUCAAGGUUUUGCUACAUGAUCUUGCCCUGAUGCACGCCAACGAUACAAUCGGAUAUAACGAACUUUUGAAAAAACUCCAGGAUGGCUACGACACGCAUCAUGCUUAUGACUGGUACAAAGACCAGAAUAUGUCUGGGGCCUUUGCCUACUUUGGCCCUGGUCAAUAUUCAAACAUGUGGCAGGAGAUUAUUAAACCCAAUGCCUUUGGCCAGCUGUACAUGGUUGGGGAAGCAGCCUCGUCUCACCACGCUUGGAUUGUGGGUGCUCUUGAAAGCGUGAUCCGCGCAGUCUACAUCAUGCUGGAGGGACUAAAUAGUCACGACCCUAAGUACGCCGCGUACGCCAAGGCCAUGAAUCUACUGAGUCACAAACCAAGGAAGGGCGAUGCUACAUAUGACCCCAACGACGACUCAAAGCCAAACCCAGGGGAUUUCCCCAAAGGCAAACCGUUCUAUCCUCUGCCUGAGGAGAUGCCCGACGUGCAGGCUGGCACCACGGGUGACGAAGAGAUCACGCACGACCCCAAAAAUGGUCGAGCUUCUGGCAAGACAUUGGCUUACACAACCGCUCUUGUCUCUGUAUGCAUCAUCGAGAGCUACUUUGAGUUGAUGUAUGGUUCCAAGGGUGAUAACUGA
Fusarium sp. VM40 is the source of this 2250-nucleotide messenger RNA. Lineage: Eukaryota; Fungi; Ascomycota; Sordariomycetes; Hypocreales; Nectriaceae. The record is from the annotation of a GenBank genome assembly.